AUGGGCGAGGACGGGCAGCCCCGCGGGCCGCGCAGGCAGGGGGGGGCCGCCGCCGCCGCCGCCGCCGCCGCCGCGCCCGACGACCCGGGGCCGAAGACCGGCGCGGGGGCCCCCAAGGAGCGCGGGGAGGAGGCGGCCCGGACGUGCUGCGGCUGCCGCUUCCCGCUGCUGCUCGCGCUGCUGCAGCUGGCGCUGGGCAUCGCCGUGACCGUGGUGGGCUUUCUCAUGGCGAGCGUCAGCCCCUCCCUGCUAGUCAGGGACACUCCAUUUUGGGCUGGGAUCAUCGUCUGCUUAGUGGCCUAUCUUGGUUUGUUUAUGCUUUGUGUCUCAUAUCAAGUUGACGAACGGACGUGUAUCCAGUUUGCUAUGAAACUGUUGUACUUCCUGCUGAGUGCCGUGGGCCUGACGGUCUGUGUGCUGGCUGUGGCCUUUGCUGCCCAUCACUACUCACAGCUCACACAGCUCACCUGCGGAACGGCCCUCGAUGCCUGCCACUGCAAGCUGCCCUCCAUGGAGCCACUCAGCAGGACCUUUGUGUACAGAGAUGUGACUGAUUGUACCAGCAUCACUGGCACUUUCAAACUCUUCUUGCUCAUCCAGAUGAUUCUUAACUUGGUCUGCGGCCUUGUGUGUUUGUUGGCCUGCUUUGUGAUGUGGAAACACAGGUACCAGGUCUUUUACGUGGGUGUCAGAAUGUGCUCCCUAACAGCUUCCGAAGGCCAACAGCAAAAGGUCUAACAUUCUUGCUCAAAGGUGGGAGAGGAAAUAGCACACUGAGUAGCUGAGGUCAAAAAGGAGAAAAGAAAAGAGAAAGAAAGGGAAGGAAGGAAGAAAAAAAACUGACAAUAGCUGAUCAUCCCUGUUCUCAAUGAAUAUUUUUGUAUUUUUUCAGGAAGUAAAAGCAUUUCUUCAGAUUUCUAUAGUAUUUUAAAAAAUUUUUACAGGGAGAAUAUGAUCCAAAUUGACUUUGGUUCAUUAGAAGAGCACAGAACAAGGAAAGGAUGGCAUACGUCUAUCUUUGCAGUCUGGAGUUUAUUCCUAAUACAGAUUUCCCCCAUUUAUCUGAAAGGAGGGCGUUCCCAUGAAAACUUUCGUAAACUGAAAUGCUAUAAAGCAAAAGAGCUGUUUUGUAGAAGCAAAAAAAAAAAAAAAAAAAAAAAAAAACCUCUUCAGAUUUCUUUCGAUUAGUGAAAGCAUGUAUGAAUGUAGAUAUUUUCUAAAGCAAAGUGGCAUAAAGCAAACUUUCAGACAGCAGGGAAAAUGUGUCCUCAUUUUAGUCAUUGUUUGUAUAAUCUUUCCCGUUAGUUGAGUUUAUGCUGUGAAUGGGCAUUUCAGGCCCAUUUGCUAAAUUUCACAGUCUUUUCCAGAACUUUCCACCUCCCCCUAUUAUCUUCACUAAGCCUUGGAGGAAGGGGGGGUGGGGUGGGGAAGAGCUGAACAGCCAGCCAGGUUGACUCUCUCUAUUUUCCCUGGUAGAGGUGUCUUCAAGGCAUGAAACAGCUCAAAAGGAGCAGAGUAGAAAAGGAAGAGGCUUCUCAAAGGCUAAAUAAUUAUAAACACCUGGGCUGGGGUGGAGACAAAUUUCUCUUCAGCUCCCUUAGUUUGGCUCCCUAAGUAGAUCACUUACUAAAUGCUUUGGAUGAUUGUCCGCUUCUCAAUAAUUGAAAGUUGGUGGUAGUUGUAUUCUUAAUGAUGUAGAAGGCUCAAAAAUAAUUACAUUAUGCUUCUAUUCUAUCAUCUAAAACAAAUCAUUAAAACUAAUUUCUACCUAAUUGUUAAUUAUAAUUAUGCUCCGAAGCCUACUUAAUGAGCCCUGGCUGUACUUACGUAGCACCAUCAGAGAAAUUACUCUCACAAGAGAGGAGGCUUAAAGAUUCUUCCUUCGGAAAGCCAAGCUUCACAAGAGAGAAGAGAAAUUUUUUUUUUAUUAAUAGCUCAGGUUAAAAAUACUCGUUUAAACAAAAACAAGAGCAUUUGUAAUGGGCCAUGUUUAUACAAAUAGCACAUUUGUGAUACGUUGUAAAGUAUCUCUCUUGGCAGCUAAGUACUUUUGAGGAAGAUUGGGAAUGCCAAUGUUCCAUUCAUAAAAGUGUAUCUGACUUCUAAUCCUAUUAUUGACUUGCAUGCACAGUCAACCUAGAGACUUCAACUCCUGUUUUGAAGUCCUGAUUUGAGCAUCUGCCCGCUGACUUGGAAGGCAGUUUUUAUUUUGUUUUGUUUUAAGUUACCACGACUUACAAAAAGCACAGGUACCCUGUGGUGGGAGUCUUUUCUGUCUUAUUAUCAAGUUCUGAACAAUAUCCAUGUUUUAAAGAAGGAGCUCAGAAUGCAAAUUCAUGCAGCAUAAAUGUUAUCAAGGUCUUUCUCUAUUAGCAUGCUUUAGUGAAAUCAGAGAUUCAAGAUAAUAAUUGAGAUGAAUUUGCCUCUCCACAUUGCCUAUUGAUAUACUCUGCGAGUCAUGAAAUUCAACCCUGAAAGAAAAGUGUCUUCUUGUCUGCCUUAAAAGACAGUUGAACAAUCCCACUGAUUGCGACAAUAGUGUCAAUCUCUACACCAUAUAAAUAUCCAAGUAAAAAGAAAAACAUUAAGUCAGUUGGAGGACUGUAAAUAGCUUUUGUGUCCUCCAGAUAAAACACCUGAUUAACAGAUGUGAAAACCUUUUUAUGUAUUGACUCGCUUUAAAAGAUGGCCUUCCUACACACGAGCUCAGGCCAAGAUUUCACAUUGGAGGGCUUAUGGGUAAGACUCUGGGGCAGAGGUUUGAUCACACACAAAAACUACAGUGAGAGAACACCAAGCAUUCUGAUGACGACCCGAAAAAUACUGUGUGCUGUUAAAAAACCAAAAAAAACCACCAAUAACUGAAGCCAUUUUGCUUUGGACCGUUUCCUACAUAAAGAAGAAAAUAACUGAGAAUCUGAAAUAUUGUAGCUGUUCUAUAAAGAGUGAGAAACUCAUGAUUUAAUGUUAAUUGCUAUGAAUCAGGCACCCCUGGAAGCACACCCUGCAUUCCUUUGACAACUUUUUAUAGCAAACACUACACUACAGGUUUUAUAUUAGAAAAUUAAAAUUCUACACAUCACCAAGGUGCUUGAUGCUUUACAAACAAUUCACAGGGUAUUUCAAAUGGUAGAGAAACUUUAGCUUAUGUGCUUUCUUUUUCUAAAUGUUGCAGCCAGGCAGGAUUGACCUAAGUUUGAUAAUAAUCAGGCGAUAUAAAUAUAGAUAUAGAUAUAGCAGGGAUUUUGCUUUUGUGUAAUUAAAGCAUUCUUAAAUCCCCAGAGGGGGACAAAUAAUUGUAAGUGAAAGAAGGAACAAAUACAUAAAUAAGGAAAGACACCAAGAAAAGAUUCCCGUGCUGUGAACUCACUGAGUAUUGAUACGUGUAAGAAUUGUGUUGCAUGAAUAACAAACUGCUUUGCGCUGGAUUUAAAGUAUUUUGAGGUUGUGUUUUGCAAAUAUUGAAGUUACAAUAACGGCAACAGAAAAGGAACAGAUACACAGCUUUACACUUAGCAAAAUGUUACAGUUAAAAUCUGACAAGGAGCCAGGAUGGUGACUGUCUCUUCUAAACCAUAAAACAGUAAGAUUUGCGCAAUCCUCCUCCUCUUCCACCUCCUUCAGGAGAAUUAAAUGAAUCAAGACUUUGGAAAGAGGGGAAACUGCCGGGACUUGGCAGUACUUGAAAUAGGAGGAAUACAGCAGCCUGAAUGUACAGACUUUGUAACCGAGCCCACUCGAUCGGUCUGUGCUCUCACGUGACCACCAUCUGUGCCUCCCUCGCUCGGUCCAAAUUUGUGGAGGCAGCUCCUUGGAGCCGGGCCUAAAAAUAUAGCUACACCAGGCCCUAGAGACUGUAGUCAAGUAAGAGGCCCAGCUUUCUCCCCCUCUUCGAAUUGAACGUCUAUCCGAUCUCUUCGGAGGGGCUUCGAGCUGCACUAGCAGUGUGUCCUGACAGCGAGGACCUGUUCUGUGUGUGUUUUCUGUCCACGGCCAGGACAUCAGCGUCUCUAAACACUCUCGUACCCCCCCUCUUGCAUGCACUGUAUCUGAAAUAUGUUUAUAGAUCUUCAGGAAAGGGAAGGGUACAGGGUAUCCAAGGAAGGUUCUGGAGGACAACGAUGGGGCAGUUAUGCCAUCAAGAACAAACUUCGAAGUUGCCCUAAAACACCAGUCCUACCCUGUCACGAAGCCCACCUUCUGGGGCCUAGUGAAUGCCUCUGCACUGUUGCUAGGUGGCCAUUGGUUUCCAUAAGUCACGCUGGCUGUCCGUGUUUACUAUGCUCCAAGAGCUCUGUCAUGCUUCUAGAUGUACACUGAGCAGCCAGGACGGGGCUAAAGAGGGCUGCUGGCCAAAUAUCUUGACUCCCAGUGGGAGGCAUUGGUUCGCAUGAAAUCUCAGUGUGUCAGCCUGUGAAAUGGAUGCCCUGAUUCUUUUCUGCCGAUUUUCUAGUACUUCAUGAUCUCCAGUGAUUAUCCCCCUCAAAAAUAUUGGUCUGCAUUUUGGUUGUUGCGGUUUCAUUUUUCUGGCAUUGAUGAAACAGUGAAUCGAAAACAAAGUGCUCUCUACAUGUUUGAGGUGGUGAUUUUCAAGGGGAUGCACCUAUGCAGAUUUUCUUUGUUAAUAAAAUUUUUCAUAAUCUCUGAAAA
Messenger RNA from Nyctereutes procyonoides (raccoon dog), 4650 nucleotides. RefSeq names its product sarcospan (gene SSPN). The transcript has 3 exons. Gene Ontology annotation, cellular component: dystrophin-associated glycoprotein complex; sarcolemma. NCBI's taxonomy places the organism in Eukaryota, Metazoa, Chordata, Mammalia, Carnivora, Canidae. Bases 1 to 738 code for a protein of 245 amino acids. The record is from RefSeq and is a predicted model, not a curated record.